Messenger RNA from Anopheles coluzzii, 6084 nucleotides. It is a transcript of the gene pll, whose product is annotated as serine/threonine-protein kinase pelle. The transcript has 4 exons. The record is from RefSeq and is a predicted model, not a curated record. Gene Ontology annotation, biological process: signal transduction; protein phosphorylation. Bases 343 to 1890 code for a protein of 515 amino acids. Gene Ontology annotation, molecular function: protein kinase activity; ATP binding; protein binding. NCBI's taxonomy places the organism in Eukaryota, Metazoa, Arthropoda, Insecta, Diptera, Culicidae.
CAGACAAAAAUAACAAAUCGAUAGAACAAAUCAAACGAGAAAAAGGAAAAUAAGAAAAGCAGGACAUAUAGCCUUAGUAGCUGGUCCUAAACUAAAGAGGUUCGCAGUAAAACGCAACCACGGACUAGUGGCGGAGGGCCCAGGAAGCUGGACUCCGUGUACCGAACCGGGGUAUAACCUCAAAAAGAGAAGAAGAAGAAGAAGAAGAAGAAGUUGUUGUUGUUUCGCACGCAAGUUCAUCAAAUUUCACAUUCCUCCGCAGCAUGGGAUUUCCCCCGCUGGAAUUUCCACCAAUUGCGAUCGCGCAUUAAAACACUUUCGUCGAAGCACAGUUUUUGGUGCAUGCUCUGCCCCAUCAUGUCGAAACCCAACGGCCAGCACACCGAGAUGGAGGGAAAACCGAGCGGGCUGAGCGCGGCCACCACCGUUCCGCCCCUGUCCAACUUUGUCUACAUCUACGACAUUCCACGGAUGGAGAAGAAACGGCUGGCCGCCCUGCUUGAGGUAAACAACAAGUGGUACGAGCUGGGCGAAAAACAGAUGGGCUACAGUACGGUCGAGCUGGAUAGUAUGCAACGAUGCUGUCAACGGAACAAUCGAUCGCCUGCAGAACAACUGCUGGACAAGUGGGGCAAUUACAACCACACCAUCACCGAGCUGUUUGUUGUGCUGUCGCGCGAAAAGCUGUACAACUGUAUGGAGCUGAUCAAGCGUUACGUCGAUCCACGGUACCAUGUGCUGAUCAAAGAGUCGGCGAGCGACGGCCGGAACGCUGUCGCCAAUAUGGCCACCUUCUCCGGUGCGAACAAUAAUGCGAAUGUUCCGAACGGUCACCGUGCCGCGCAUCGAUUAAAAGAUGGUGCAGCGGACCAGAAAGUGAAUGGAGGUGGUGGUGGUGGUGAUGGUGCUGGUGCUGCGGCUGCUACAAACAAUAAAAGCAAUCCGACCAAUUCGAAGGAAAACUCACCCUUCGCAAACGAGCUUGCCGAUCUGACCAGCUUGAUACCGAAGAUCAGCUACGAGGAGCUGACGGCCGCUACGGACAACUGGAGCGAGCGGAACAUUCUCGGCAAGGGCGGCUUCGGGACGGUGUACCGGGGCAACUUUAAGCACACCUUCAUGGCCAUCAAAAAGAUCGACUACAACAAGGUAAAAUCGAGCGAGGCGGAGCGUAUACAGCUGCAGCAAAGCUUCAACGAGCUGCGGUUCCUGAACUCGUGUCGCCAUGACAACAUCGUGCCGCUGUUUGGAUACUGCAUAGAGAAGGAACCCUGCUUGGUGUACCAGUUCAUGCCGGGAGGAUCGCUGGACAAAAGCUUGUUUGCGCGCCGGCCUGCCUCUCCGCUGACUUGGCGGGAGCGCAUGAACAUUGCAAUUGGAACGGCAAGAGGGCUCCAGUAUCUGCACACGUUCGGCGACAAACCGUUCAUACACGGUGACAUCAAACCGGGCAACAUACUGCUGAACGAGUACAAGCAGCCGCGCAUCGGUGACUUUGGGCUGACGCGCCAGGGUGCGGUACAGGAUUCGGCCACGGUUGUGUCCCGCGUCUACGGCACCCGGCCGUACAUUCCGAAGGAGUUUUACGAUCGGCGCGAGCUCAGCACCAAGGUGGACACGUACAGCUUCGGCGUGGUGCUGUACGAGAUCGGCACCGGGCUGCGGGCGUGGGACGAGCGCCGGACGGAGAAACAUCUGAAGGACUACAUUGCCCGGGCCGUGCAGGAGCAGAUGCAUGUGACGCAGCUGGCCGACCAAUCGCUGCCGAUGGAUGCGGAAGCACUGAUGUGCUGCUUCAAGCUGCUGCAGGUCGGGCGUGUGUGUACCGCCGACGAUCCGAAACAGCGGCCCGAUAUGGUCGGCGUCAUGUGGCAGCUCAGUGCUGCGUAAGGGAGGGAUGGUAAGUAAAAGUGACUCGUUCUAAGCUGGGUGAGCACCGUCUUAAGAAUGACAUCAUUCCGGUAGCUUCACGGUAAUGUUAGUAGUAUGUGCCUUAAAUGUAUUUUAACUCCAAGCUUCCACGUACUACGUGUAGUUUUAAUAUUUUUUUUUUGUAAAAUAAAUUUUCGGAUAGAUUGUAUGCGGGAUGGUUUUUGUACAAUACAAAUUUUAGUUGUUUUUAAAUAGUUUUUUGUUUUGUUUUCAUUUAUUUUCUGUUAUUGUUUCCAAUAGUUUUAUCAUCAGCGAUAAUCAUAGUUACCAUACUCGAUAGUUGUUGUUACACUACAGUGUUCUGUUAUGUCCCUAUUUUCGUACUGUUUCUUGUUUUUUUUUCUUCUUUUUGUUGCUUUCUCGUUUUCUCCUCCAUUUUCUCUUCCUGUACGUCACGACACAGUCGUUUAUUCAUUUUUACAAAGAUCACGCUCACACCCUUUUACAUGCGUUGUACUGUUACACGCCUUCGGCCAUUCCUGUUUUGCUUAUGCUAGUUAUCUGCUCUUGCCUUCUUUUGUUGUGUGGCUUAUUGUUUGCUCGCCUCACACAAACCCACAAACACAAUUCUUGCGAGACGUUGCGCUUUGCUUAUUUGUACCAUUUUGUUCGCUUGAAUGUGUGUUUGUGUGUACGUUUUCACCUGCUCCAUUUUGUUUGUUUGUCUGUUUGUUUGUUUCUCCUUUUAGUAAAUGUUUCUUUUUUUUUUAUUUACAUACCCGUCUAUCACACACCAACACGCACACACUGGCUACUAAGUGAAACGCUAGACAGUUUAGUAAACAUUUACUUUUCUUUCCCCUUUCUAAUUUGUUCCAUCGCAAAUGCAGCCUUUGUAUUGGCCACCAUUGGCUGAUUGAUUGAUUCGGUUCGGUUGUGUAAAUAGUAUGUGUGUGUGUGUGGGUGAUUUCCCUUGUAGAUAGUGCCAUUAUCUACACCAUGGUAUACUACCAACCACUAGGGUUUCGUUUUUUUUUUUUCUGCUAGUCAUUCAUGAAUGCUGUUCCCGUUUUGUUAUGUUUGAUUUAUACUUUUUAUUGUAAUUUUGUGUGUUUGUUGUUUUUUUUUUGUGUUGUUGUUUUUUUAAAUACUGUACAAUACAUAAUAAACUUAGUGGCUUAUACAAUAGAAAAUAAAACAAAUUAAAACAACUCCCGCCUCUCUUUCUCUCAUUCCCUUUCCGCUCUAUACACACCGUUCACAAUCGCUUUUCCGCGUUUUUUUUUUUGUUUAAAUACACUCUCGCUAUCCUUUUCUACUUAUCAGUCACUUUUUUUUUUGUUUUGUUACUUGUAAUGCCUUUCAUUUUCUUUUUGUUUUCAUAGUUCUUAUUGUUUGUUUUCUUUUGUGUCUAUGUGUGUGUGUGUUUCUAGGUUUAAAAUAGUUGUUUACCUCUUCUGCCCUGCCUUGGCCUACUGUUCUCCAUUUACCAUACAAAUAGGGUAGGGAUGGUAGUGUGAAGUUCUGUCCAACACACACACGCACACACACACGCACGCACGCAAGACACAUUCGUUGUGUAAACGUUUCUAGUUUUCUUUGUAACUGUUUCGUUUCAUGUCUCUGGCCUUCACUCUGCGCCUUCUUUCUGUGGGAAGAGGACAGAUAGUAAAAAUUACCUUCCUCUUCCUAAUCUAUUAAAAAUGAUAAAUACACACACAGACACACGCACACGCACACAUUCCAUUCCAUUGCUCCCUUCUCUGACUGAUUGCGCUGUUCCAUUUCCACUCUCCCUCCUGUUUGCAACACUGUCCCCACCUUACACACCUUACCUCUCCUCUACAAUAUAUGUACAGUACAAAAAUAUAUAUAUAUAAACGUUUUGUUUUCUGUUUGGUUUUACAAAGUGUGUACGUAAAAGUGCCAUUUUCUCGCGUUGGUUGCUUACUCUGUGCAUAAUUACCUUUUCCUGUACGACAAGACACUAUCUUUUUCUCUUUUCUUUUUUUACUAGCUUCGUUUUCCAGUUUUCCUUUUCAGCUUCUUUCUUCAGCUUCGCUCCGCUCCUGUAAACCCUCUAUCCGGGGGUUGGGUUUUUACACCAUUGAUAGCAUACAUUUAGGUAUAGUUUCAUAAACUAUCCUGUUUCGUUUGUUUGUAUGUGUGUAUGUGUGUGUGUGUUUUUUUUUUCCUCUUAUUUUCUGCAUUUUUUACUAUGCACUACCGAUGUCUGUUUGUGACUGAAGAGGUCUAAAUAAUCCUCUUUGUAGUACAUUCAAAUGAUUGUUUUUGUUUGUGUGCCCUUUGCUCUGUCUGUUUCAUGUUUGCACCGAAUGCAAGUGCCCCCCCUUUAACAGCAUGGAACUGUUCCCUUUUGCUUUUUUUUUCUAUCCUCUAAGCUCCUGUGAAGUGUAAUUUGCCUUUUUUUUGCUGACUAUUGCUGACUACUCGUGACUAUACGCUCGUGUAAAAUUGUUUCCCAUGGUUGAAUGCCAGUUUUGGGUUCUUUCUACCACUCGGCCCUUGAUUCUUUCCCGCAUCGAAACCCUCCCUUCUAUUGCACUAUAUUAAACACAAACGCUUCUGCUACAUUACUUUGUGGUUGACAUUAAUUGGUACUGUGGGUAUUCCUUUUGCCUCCGUGCUGUGGCUUGUUCUACUACUUCUGCUGUGAACAUACACUCACAUACGCGACCACACAAAAGCACACAAAAGGAGACACUCACACACACACACGCUCACACAGUAAAAGACACAUCCAUGCACAUCGAAACACGUGAACUAUUCUAACACAACACACAGUGAUCGUAGCAACCGAAGUAGUUGUGGUUGCUGCAGUAAGAGCGAUAGUUGUUAGGUUGCGCUCCCUAGUAUAAUAGUGGUAGUAGUAGUAGUAGUAGGUAGUAGUAUAAGCUGCGAGAUAGUAGCACAAACACACACUAAUCUCCUAAAGCUUCUUCAUCCCAUCCCAACUAAAUUGAUCCAGUUGAAAGGGUUUACGGAAGGGAGAGUGUCUCUUCCCAUUUUUACAAAGUGGAUUUGUGUAUUCUACUACAUCGAUUGUUCCUGGUCACAUUGGCUCUAAAGCUUCGUUGCCGCGACAGCCGCUAUGCGCUAUGUGUACGAAUUAGAGUUUAGCCUUGCCCCUGCACACUUAUCCCGUGUUCUCCGUGUGUGUUGUGUUUGUGUGUGUGAAUUUCUACUUACAAAAUGUUUUGUUUUUUUUUCUUUUUCAAGUUACUUUUUCUACCUGCUGCUACUUCCUCCUCCCCUGUUUCGGCCCAAUUCUGCAAAAGUCUCACAACGGGAUCGAAACGGGACGAGCAAAUGCGCGCGGGUGGACUCACCCAACAACCCCCACCACCAUCAUCACCCUCCCGAAUGCGUGAGUAUCGAGCUUCUGACCGAAUGUGGUGAGAAAGAGGAAGAAAUUGCGAAACCGAUUCGUAUAUAAUUUGCACACGUCUCUUCUGUUUUUUCCUCGUCUUCUGCAUGCUUUGUUCCUCCUUUGCUUGCUUUGUUUCCUCUCUAUGCUUUCACAGCCAUACUACACGCCUCGCACGCACGCACGCACACAUACAUGCGCCAUAUGUAGCUAUUUAAAAAAACACACACACACACAUGUGUGUAUCGUGUGACUAAUUGGUCAUGAUGCAGGACUCUUGUGUUAGCCUGCUGUGUUGAUGAACGGUCGAUGUUCGAUUUUGUUGGUGCCCUUCGUGGAUUACGGCGAUACAAACAAGUAUACGAGAAGAGGAAAAGAGCUACAGCUACUGCUAGACUACGCUAUAUUGUCUCGGGUCUGUGAGUUUUGUGGCUGUAACCAUCCGUUUUCCUUUCUGUUUGCUUUGCUGAAUGGGUUCCUGGCACUCACACGCACACCGUUUAAAAACUGCCACCACUUAAACAAGGAACUGGUAGCUGUUAUUGUGUUUUUGUAUCGGUACUAUAAUUUCCUCCGUUGCCGUUGCAGAACACGGGUUUCCCUUUCCCUAUGCUAUUGUUGGGGUUCGUCGCCUGUACCAUCCGGUUCCGGUUAUCGGCGGGAUGAUGAUUAUUCUGCACGCUCUUGCACGGUGACGCGGAAACGGAUUGAUUGCCCAGUGUUGGCAUCUAUCACAUUCCAGACGCAUAUAGGAUUCCGUUAAGUAGCUUGGUUCUUUUCCGCAUUCCUCACAUUCAGGCACCAGUACAGCAAACUGUAAAUAA